AUGAAGUACGAUUUUACUGAAUUAGCAGUUGAUGUGGAACAAUACAUUCCAAUUUCAUCUUUUAACGAAUUUAAAGACUGCAAAUCACCAAAUUUACACGUUAAAACUCCAACCAAAAUGUACAAAAAAAAAUGUCCAAGAACACCUAUCGAAUCUCCUCAUCUUCCAGCUACAUUAAAUGCAUCACCGUCUUCGCCAAUUUUAACUUAUGAAUGUUCUCCGUCAACAAGUUCUAUGAUCAAAUCAUUUAUAGAUAUGCCUUCACCAAUUAGUACUCAAGAACGUCGAAUAAACAAGGCAAAAACAGUUCUUUUUCCUAUCGAACAAAGCCCAAAAAAGUCAAAAAAACAUCUUGAAGACUUAAUUCGAAAAAAAAAUACAAGUUUCUCGUAA
Messenger RNA from Macrosiphum euphorbiae (potato aphid), 393 nucleotides. NCBI's taxonomy places the organism in Eukaryota, Metazoa, Arthropoda, Insecta, Hemiptera, Aphididae. The record is from the annotation of a GenBank genome assembly.